UUUUUCUAAGCCUGGGGAAAACUCGGCAAGAGCGAAUGGAGUAUUUGGACGAUCUAACUCGAGAGAGACACGACUGGCGACCCGUCCUAUUCAAAUGUCUACAAAUCGCACUACGUGAUGUACGCGGAUAUGACUACGACACAGAUCAGAAGAAAUGGAUCCCAAACAAUCGGCAAGCGAAAAGGUCUGUAGCAGACUUGGAAGACGAAUUCCCAGCACAGUCACAACAAGCACCGUCGCAGCAAGCACCGUCGCAGCAAGCACCGUCGCAACAAGCACCGUCGCAACAAGCAUCGUCGCAACAAGCAUCGUCGCAACAAGCAUCGUCGCAACAAGCACCGUCGCAAGAAGCCCCCUCGCAAGCAGUCCAAGCACAGCCAGAAGCAGUAUCAAAGUCAGCCAAGCCGCGACCUCAACGAGUGUUGCCAGUCCGUCGUCGAAUACGGUUUGAAGAUGAAAGUCCCUAAUCCUUCCCAUAAUUUUAUGUCUAUUCUGCUCAAUGUUCCAUUUCUCCCAUUUUUUUCACAUCUCCGCUCAUUAUAUGGGAUUGUUUCGAAAUAGCCCGAUUACUGAUUUUGUUGUACUUGAUCGAUUCAACUGUCUCAAACGCUGUAUCAUCUCAA
Molecule: messenger RNA, 623 nt
Organism: Cylicocyclus nassatus
Lineage: Eukaryota; Metazoa; Nematoda; Chromadorea; Rhabditida; Strongylidae
Source: the annotation of a GenBank genome assembly